AUGACUUCCAUACUCCUCCCCUAUCUAUUCUAUGUGAUGUUGCCGAUAGUGAUCGGUCUGGAACUUCGCACGCUGAAGGACUUCAACGGAAAACGGCGAAUUAAAAAACACCCGUUGGAGUUCCGUCUGGCAAAAUCUGCGGAGGAAAAACAGACACCCAAGGAAUACAAAGAUUCUAAAGUCUUCGUAGCGAUAGAAAACCGCUUUCUGUCCCGAAAGGUCAUCGCUGGAUCUGUGGAAUUCGGAGUUGUUCAAACUGAUUAUCAUGGUGACUGGGUAUACAUCAAUAAGGUCUCCGCCCGGGGAGAGUACAAAAAGGUUCUAUUAGAGACCGAGAUUCUCGAUCGACUCAUUCAAUACAUCCAUAAGGCAGACCCCGGGGCUGUCGCUGUUUGGGCGCGACUUCCGGGCCCAAUUGACGCCUCUGAGAAAAAUGUUUAUCUCGAGGCAGGCUUCGAGGACAGAGGUGUGGUCGACUCUGCUCAUAACCUCGUCUACGUCUUACCACGACCGACCGCAGAAGUUCUACCCAUUAUAGCCGACGGACGACUCGAGUACUUGCUCAACAACUUGUUGAAUGCUGGUGUUGCCAAUAAGGGCUCUUCCAACAGGCAGAAGCGUUCGUGA
Messenger RNA from Perkinsus marinus ATCC 50983, 627 nucleotides. RefSeq lists its product as hypothetical. The transcript has 4 exons. The record is from RefSeq and is a predicted model, not a curated record. Bases 1 to 627 code for a protein of 208 amino acids. Lineage: Eukaryota; Perkinsozoa; Perkinsida; Perkinsidae.